AAUCCUCAUGAACGGGAGCUCAACCACGCGAUCACGACGACUGUGAUAUCAUUGAUGGCGGAACGUCACGGUGAUCGGGAUUCCGAUGAUACAGCACCAGCAGCGGCGGAGUGCAGACCGGUGUUCGUGGACACCAGCCUCGACUCCCAUCUCGCUGUGAUCUUAUCUAACUCUGAUACGGUUUCGGAUUUCAAAAAGAAGAUAAUGCGGGAGCACGUUUGUUGCUUUCCAAAAAUGGGGGAGAUUGAGAUCCAUUCUUUAAAGGUAAAACGCAGGGGGAACUUUUAUCGUCUGCCAGAUCUCAUGCUUGUUUGGAAUGUGUUUCACGGAGUAAAAGGAAAUUGGUUCUUGUCAAUUGAUGCUUCUGGGGUUCCACAGCAUUAUUUAGAACAAAAAUCUUACAAGCCUGGAACAAGUAAUGAUGUGAUGAUGGAAACAAGGAGUAUAGCUGAGGACCACUGCAGAGAUUUGGUUUCGGAUGCAAAUGUAAUAUCAACCUUCCAAAUGCCCUCGCCGGAUGGUGGUACUGGACAGAACGCAACUUCAGAACUGAAUUCUGGCCUAAAGCUUGAGAAAUGUUCCGAGAAGAAUACAGAUUUUCCAAAUAAAUCAAUGGAAAAUUAUGGAGAAACCAAGCCUCCUACCAAGAAGAAGAGUAAAACGAGGCACAAUCAAGAUAAGUUGGGAACUACGUUGGUAGAGGGAACUUCUUUGGGUGGUGAAGCAAAAAGGAAUACGUCAGAAAGCACAGAGAAGUCUGAAAUUCUCCCAUUAAAGAGCGAACUGCCAGAAAACGUCAUUGCUGUCAAACCCAAAAAUACACUUGCCCAGAAUGUUCUAACAAAAAAUUUGAAGGGUGUUACUUUGGACACAAGUGCACAAGGAAAGAAGAGGAAAAGAAAGGCAAGAAAGGAGGAAAUGCCUCAGAACAGAGCUGCCGACCCUGGGCUUUCUCCUCCAGAAUAUGAUGAGAGAAAUAGAAGCUUCUUGUCCAAAACAACAGAUUUUCAUGCAGAUGUCCCAUCUGAACCUUCUCAAGUGCCUCAGAGAAAACAAUGCAUAUCUCUACCUUUAGAAGGAACGAUUGGGACAACAGCCUUUCCUUUAAAAGGUACAGAUAUUCAUGAACUUGACAAUGAUAUGAAUAUGAAAGUUGAUAUUCUCACUCAAUUUUCUCAGUCCAAAGUCAAAGGCGAAGCAUCUUCCUUGAAGAAUAAGUUACCUGUUAUUAGUGGCACAGAAAAGGAAACCAAUAUGCCAGACAUAGAGGAAGAACCAAGGGAAUCAUCUCUGAACCAUGACCCAGUACGGAAACUGUCUGAAAAUUUGAGAACUUCAGAUCAGAGAGAAGCUGAUAUAAAUAUCAGGGAGUCCGUUCAACUAAAUGAUUUUCUAGUGACGAAAGGGGAGGUGGAACAUAGCAAUAGAAGAAAAACAAAGGCCAACAAAUCUGGAGGUAAAUUUUGUAAUGGGAAUGAUGAAGAACAUGCUAACAACGCUAUGCAGUUGAAUCCUACAGCUGUGCUAAAUUUCGAAAGGAAUACUCGAAAAGACCAUGAGACUGAACGAGUUGAUAGCAUCUUCUCUACUGCAGAAACUGACCUGAAUGUGAGAAGUAAAGAGGAUAGAGACUUGUCUUUGAAUCAUCAGUCUGACAUGAAACUGUAUGAGGUCAAUAAUACCAUCAAGGAACCAAAUUCAUCAGCUGUAUUGAUGGAUGCCAAUGAUAUAAUGGGGGAUGCGAAAUCGAAUAGCAAUAAGAGAAAGAAAAAAGGGACCCAGAAGACUACGGCAAAGAUUCAGGAUAUGUCAGAUAAGGAGCAUGAAACAAAAAUGAGAGAGAGCAUUGGGCCCUAUAAAAUAACUGGGAAGGCUAAAGGAAUCGAAGAAGAAAGAGAGUUGUAUCCGAACCAUGAUACUGAAGUGAUGUUGGACCCAAACGCUGAUCCGGAACCCAAAAUCUUUAAUGGAAGUAGGAGGAAGAAGAGGGGGAUCAAGAAGUCUGCUGAUAAAAAUCUGCACAGAUCAGACAAGGAGGAAACAAGUAAUAGCAUGAGUAGCCCUUCUAUUUUGCUUUGUCCAUCAACUAAUAAUUUCUCACAUAAAACUCACCAGGGAGAGAACAUAUUUCACGAAGGAAAAGACAACCAGAUGAUACUGUUGGAUGGGUCUACUGUAGCCUAUGGUAAAAGUAUUCAGGAUGCCAGUGGAAAUCAUGCAGACAUUCUGGAAUCGACUCAAACUGGUGGGUCACUGCAAACUCUGAAAGAUAUGGAUUCCAGAAAGGGGAAGAUGGAGACAGAGAACCAAAGUUCUGCUGGUAAUUGCCACACAGAUCUUCUGGCUGGAGAAAAAGAAAAUCCGAUAGAAAGUUUGAAGCCCCAUCAGGCGGAGCAAAGUAUUAAGAAUAUAGGGAUAGAAGUUAAAAAGAAAAGAAAGAAGAGGCAGCCAGCAGGAUCAGAUGUCCAAGAAAAUUUGCCAACCAAGGACAAAAAAGUUGGUGGUGAUGAAUUAGCUACUGAGGAAAAGUCAAAUAAUUUUAUAACUUCUGAGCAGCAAGACAGACAUGUUGUUUUAUCCCAAGUUCCAUCACACAGAGAAGGAGAAAAGCUAGACGAAAUGCACGAGACUGCUGAUAAAAAUGAAAAUAACAAUGUAAAGAAAGCAACCAAGGCAAAUGAAGAGAUGAAAAGUGAGAAGGAAACCAAAAAGAAUGGGGUACCUUCUGUAAGAAACUCAACAGAAUUACGAAACUCACUGAAGCCAUAUGAAAACCAGGAUAAUGAAAAUGAAUCCUGUGUUAGGUGUGAUAGUGGCAGGAAAGAUGGAAGAUCAGCCGUGAAUUCUAAUCAAAAUGAACCUAGAUCUUUUGAAGUCUCGGAUAACGAGGUGAAAGAUUCAAGCCCUAGUGCGAUGAGGGGAAUGAAGGCUCCUGAAAAACACGAUGGAGUUCCUGCUGCAUCUUGUUGCCAAAAAGAGAAGAAUGUAUCUUUGGCUCAAUCAGUAGCGAAAAGGUCUGAGACAUUUCCAGAAAAUAAAGGAAGUAAAAGGUGGCAACAAGAUCAGAAUGUUAUCAAUAGAAUUGCAGUGAGGACUCCACAAAAGGAGAGCUUGUUCACAAAAUCAGGGGCCAUUUUUCAGGAUAACAGUGUCGAAAAUUCUGCUGAUGAUUCAGAUGCUGCUACCCACAGCUCAUCAGAUAGUUCAUCUCUGUCAGGCUACUCAACAGGGGAAAGUGACUUGAGCCAGUACUCUGAUACUUAUGGAUCCAAUAAUGCAAAAGAAAGACACAUGGGUGGAGAAAGCUUGUCAAAAUUGGACCUAUCUGCCUCAAAGGAUAUGACGAUGGAUAUGAUUCUGAGAAGCUCUAAGAGGUUCAAGAAGGCAAAGCUUAUAGCAUCUCAGUAUGAACAAGAGCAGAUGGAAUUUGUUCCUGAUGGUCAGCUGACCCAGUGAGCAUUGCUUCUUCUCUUGCUCAAGGACGUCUUCUCUUUCUCCACAGGGAACUGAUUUUAAGUGGUAGUCCUCUCUGUACAUCAAUGUACAUUAUAAUUUUCUAUUAGCAUUUUCUCCUCCUGAGUUUCUGAGCAACUGAUUCAAAGCAUCGGAUGGUUAACUUAUCAGUUUUGUUGAAUGAUUACGACAGUUUUAUUGUUCUAAGAAGAAAAUUUAUCUCACUCGUGUUUUCUGUUUUACUUCUAAAAGUUCAUUGUGACUUCUUAUGAGCUUAAGCUUUAUUCAUACCUGAGUGCUCAUUAAGGACAAAUAUGAAACUUUCAUCUCCAGAACCUUAGUCCAAGCAAUACAUAGAUCUCUGGGAUGAUCACUCAGAUCCCUAGACAAAGUAUGGAUUAAUCCCA
Messenger RNA from Sesamum indicum (sesame), 3860 nucleotides. RefSeq lists its product as uncharacterized. Lineage: Eukaryota; Viridiplantae; Streptophyta; Magnoliopsida; Lamiales; Pedaliaceae. The record is from RefSeq and is a predicted model, not a curated record.